UUGUAAAAAGCAGCAGUCAGCUGAGGGUCCCGGUACGAUGGAGAGGUCAGGCGACUGCAGCUGCGGUGACAGAAAGCACAAAACCUCAAAUUCAGCCAGAAGUGCGGAAACCUAAAACUGGAAUCUUGAUGUUAAACAUGGGUGGUCCAGAACGACUGGAUGAUGUGCAUGAUUUCUUACUUCGUCUCUUCCUGGACAGAGAUCUAAUGACUCUUCCAGCUCAAAAUAAAUUAGCACCGUUCAUUGCCAAACGCCGCACACCGAAAAUCCAGGAGCAGUACAGCAGGAUUGGAGGUGGAUCACCAAUCAAGAAGUGGACGGCGCUGCAGGGAGAAGGCAUGGUGAAGCUGCUGGACAGCAUGUCUCCUCGCACCGCGCCUCACAAAUACUACAUUGGCUUCCGGUACGUCCACCCUCUGACAGAAGAAGCAAUUGAAGAGAUGGAGAAGGAUGGGAUUGAACGGGCUAUCGCUUUCACGCAGUACCCACAGUACAGUUGUUCUACCACAGGAAGCAGUUUAAAUGCCAUUUAUCGCUACUAUAAUAAAAAAGGGGAGAAGCCGAAGAUGAAGUGGAGUAUAAUUGACCGAUGGCCCACACAUCCCCUUCUUAUCCAG
This is a messenger RNA of Cariama cristata (Red-legged seriema), 617 nucleotides long. Its product is annotated as ferrochelatase, mitochondrial-like. The record is from RefSeq and is a predicted model, not a curated record. Gene Ontology annotation, biological process: heme biosynthetic process. Gene Ontology annotation, molecular function: protoporphyrin ferrochelatase activity. NCBI's taxonomy places the organism in Eukaryota, Metazoa, Chordata, Aves, Cariamiformes, Cariamidae. The annotation marks the transcript as partial. The transcript is spliced from 5 exons.